GGUUCUUGAAUGGAGCUGGGCUGGAUGGAUUCCCGGCGCCCAUCAGCGGCGCCGGUGGAUCGGCAAUGCGACCAAGCGGAGGAUCUUUUUGCCGCGAUGCCUGUGUAUGACGAGGAGGAGGACGAUGAUCCGAUGGCGGCGGGGUACGAGAGAUUUCCCCCAAAUUGCGCGGUUUGUAAGGAAUCCCUUGUGAUGUGGGGAGGGCCGGUCUCGCUCUCUUGCGGGCAUAGCUUGUGCCUGGAAUGCUUGAAAAAGGCUCAAACGUUUUCCUCGCAUCCAUUACUGUGCCCCCUCUGCAAAGAGAUCGAGGAAUGGGUGCCGGUGUCCGUGCCGCCCAUGGACAUCGACGAUUACGAGAAGGGUCUCUACGAGAAUGGAUGCGACCGCGUGAGCGUCUCGCCGGACAAGAAGCUCGGCGCGCUCUUCACCACAAUGAGAAAGAUGGUGGCGGACCGGAGAAGCGAAGCAAAGAAAAGCCGGAGGAAGCAGAGCCUCUACGCAAUGACGAGCUUCCUCGAGGACGUCCAAGUCAUGAAGGCCGUGUUUGAGGCCGAGCCCCCGGAGUGGCUCCCGGACAGCUCCGCCACCUCGUGCAUGCAGUGCUCCGCCAGCUUCAAGGCUCUCAGCUGUGGCCGCCACCACUGCCGGUUCUGCGGCCAGAUCUUCUGCGGCCGCUGCUCGAGUGCGCGGAGCUUGCUGCCAUCGAAGUUUAGAGUCCGGGAGCCUCAGCGAGUGUGUGACACUUGUGCAAGCGCCUUGGAACCGGGGCAGACGCUGCUUGCUCUUCAAGUCAGCCAUGCCUUCCAGACUGCUACUCACGACGUCACGGACGCUAGCUGCUUGAGAUCGUGGCUGAAUAGUCCUCUGGGACUCUCCAUGGAGCACGAAAUCUACAAGGCAACGAAUACACUCCGGCAUUUUCUCAAGGCUGGAAGGCUGGCACCAGAGAGAACUAUACCAGGAGCGGUUCUAAAGAAUGCCAAGGGACUAGCCAUCCUCACUGUUGUGAAAGCCGGCAUGGGUGUUACUUACAAGGUCGGCACAGGGCUCCUGGUUGCUCGUCUCCAGAACAACACUUGGUCAGCUCCCUCGGCGAUUGCUUCGUGUGGCAUGGGAUGGGGUUUACAGUUUGGUGGGGAGCUCACGGACUUUAUCAUUGUGCUGCGCAACGAUUCAACAGUGAAAGCUUUUGGAGGACGCGUUCAUUUGUCGAUUGGAGCGGGAGUCAGUGUUGCUGCCGGACCUGUUGGUCGUGUUGCCGAGGCCGACUUGCGAACUGGAGAUGGAGGUGUGGCUGCUUGUUACACUUAUAGCUGCAGCAGAGGUGUGUUCUUGGGAUGUUCUCUGGAAGGCAAUGUUGUGGCAACACGCAAAGCAAUGAAUAAUGCGUUUUAUGGGGACAACUGCGUUACGGCUAAGGAUAUCUUGUUUGGAUCCGUGCCACAACCAAAUGCUGCUUCUCCAUUGUAUGAUACUCUUGAGGAGCUUUUUAGAUGAAUUCCUUUGUACAGCACAAUCUCAUAUAUCAUUUAAUCAAAUGUACAGAAUAAAGAUUUUGAUUAGAAGUU
Molecule: messenger RNA, 1568 nt
Organism: Selaginella moellendorffii
Lineage: Eukaryota; Viridiplantae; Streptophyta; Lycopodiopsida; Selaginellales; Selaginellaceae
Exons: 5
Coding region: 10-1497 (495 amino acids)
Molecular function (GO): metal ion binding; phosphatidylinositol binding
Source: RefSeq, a predicted model, not a curated record